CGAAGAAAGACCCGAUGGAGACAGAAUGCCACGCUAUACUGUCGAAGAAGCUUACAGCGAAGACGAAGAGCCAUCCGCCGAAGAGGUAGAACCAUCCGCCAUAGAGGAGCCAUCCACCGGAGAUAAAGAGCAACCCGAAGAGUUAGAGCAGCCUCAAGAUUCGGUCUCUGUUUCUGCCGGCCAGGGAUUGACCGGCGUCGAAGGAACUAUGACGGCGGCCGAAGGACAAGUACAGCAGCCAAUUGGGAAUCCUAACAACGAGGAACAAGAUCCGGAGCGUCAGUUCUUAAAGCUACCGGAGAAGCGGGCGAUGCCGGAUAUAGCAGAGGGACGGAGCGGCAGCGUCGUGAUAACUGGGAAUCAGAAUACAACUGAGCAACAAGAUCCGAAGAAACGUCCACCGCCGGCACUAUCGGGAGCGGCGGCGCAGAAAAUUGCAGAACAAGGAUCAUCUGAUUCUGAUGGAAAACCAUCCACUGUGCACGAAGAAACAUCCACCGCCGACGAAGACCCAACCGAUGAACUCGAAAAGCCAGCCACCGGAGACGAAGAAUCAUCCGCCGGAGACGAUGAGCCAUCUUCUGAAUACAAAGAACCGAGCGGUAAAGACGAAGAACCACCCAGUGAAGGCGGAGAAGAACCAAUCAUCAGAGUAUCUUGGUAUAAGGAACCCCCGCUGGAGGGAAAAUCAGAGAAUCGGGAAACAGAGGAGAAAGAAGAACCCGUCAUCGAGCUCGAUUAUCUCGUCUUCAAGAGCUGGGAAGAUCCCAUGGGAGAAGCAAAGCAGCUGCAAAUUUCGAAUCCCCUGCCGACGCCGGCGUUGAUUUGCUUGGAUGAAUCUAUAACGACGGCGGAUUUGUCGACGCAGCCGACUGGGAAUCAAGGAAAUCUGCCGCUGAACUUGAAUUUAUCUGAGAACGGGAUGCAGGACAUAUCAGAGCAAUGGAGCGGCCGCGCCCUUCAUCCACUUGCAGUCCCGGAAUUCACAGCAACUGGGAAUCCGAGCUAUCCGCCGCUGAAUUUGAAAUUACCGGAGUCGGCGAUGCAAGACAUAGCAGAGCGAUGGAGCGGCCGCGCCGUCGUCCCGGAUUUCGGAUUUCCGGCAGCCGCGCUGGCGGUCCCACUGCCGCAGCUGCCUGCACAUUUUGGGCAUGCGGCGACUAAUGUGCCUGGGCUUAUUCCUCCACCGCCGGUGAACGUCGGAGUGCACAUCCCCGCUCCCGUCAUCGACGGCGGCAAUCUUCAGGAUGUCGAGAUGAUUCCCGUUUCUGAUUCGCCGCCGCCUUCGACCGAUUUGCGCCUCCGACCCCCUUCCCCCCGCCGACGGUUGCCGUCCACCGAUUUACGCCUAGGGCCGCCUUCCCCGCCGUCUGAUUUCGCCGGCGGCGAAAACGCGUCCGGAGCAGAGAUGAGUGAAUGAGGCUUUUUUUUUUUUUUUUUUUUUGUGAACAUAGUGGACUUUUUUAGGUAAACUGUAAAUGGGCUUUUUCUGCUGAGCGGAAUCGAAAGUUCCAACUCAAAUCCAUACAGAAACAGAGAUGUUUUGCUGGUUUCAGAUUGCUGACUUGGUGUAGUAGAUUUGCAAGUGUUUCCGAAGUAUCAAGUUUGGAUUUCAUGAGUUGGUAUAGAAAAUAACUACCUUUGAGUAUAGAAAUCAAUAGAAAAUGUAAGG
Linum trigynum is the source of this 1672-nucleotide messenger RNA. NCBI's taxonomy places the organism in Eukaryota, Viridiplantae, Streptophyta, Magnoliopsida, Malpighiales, Linaceae. The record is from the annotation of a GenBank genome assembly.